This is a messenger RNA of Exophiala bonariae, 1842 nucleotides long. RefSeq names its product Flap-structured DNA-binding and RNA-binding protein (gene VTS1). Gene Ontology annotation, molecular function: mRNA binding; protein binding. The record is from RefSeq and is a predicted model, not a curated record. The coding region runs from base 1 to 1842 and encodes 613 amino acids. Lineage: Eukaryota; Fungi; Ascomycota; Eurotiomycetes; Chaetothyriales; Herpotrichiellaceae. The transcript is spliced from 2 exons. Gene Ontology annotation, biological process: regulation of mRNA stability; nuclear-transcribed mRNA poly(A) tail shortening. Gene Ontology annotation, cellular component: P-body.
AUGGCCAGCAACAUCAUCGGAAACAGAAACAGCACUCCCGAAGCCUCCAAGACCACUCUGCGUCCUCCCUCCUCCAGAACUGUCGGUCCUUCAGGUACCCACAGUCAACAGGUCCGGUCUUCAGCCGACAUGUCCUUCACCUCUCCCCUGUCGGCGCGCUCCAUCCGUCCUGCCUCCGAGGUCCUUUAUAAUCAGCAGCUCCAACAAGGAAGUCUCGACGACUCAAGCAAACUAGGCGAGCAAUGGAUUCAUGAUAUUGAACAGUACGAGACCAUGUUGGAGGAGAUGGCUGCCGCUACCUUGGACCAGGACUUCAAAGACGAACUGAGUGCGAUCGAGCAAUGGUUCCGUGUCUUGAGCGAGGCCGAGCGUACCGCUGCCACCUACGCCUUGAUUCAACAAACCACCCAGAUGCAACAACGAUUCUUUGCCCAGGUCCUCAAUCAAAUGUCCAAGAGCCAUCCUAUCUCGGGUGUCUUAUCACCUGCAAACUUUGGGGAAAAGGAUGCCAUGUCCAGCCGCCUCAGUGAUGCCAUGUCUAAACUCAACGUCGAGGAUCGAAGGACCUCGGUCGGCCGUCCUCCUGUCUCUCCAGCUGGGAACAAGCGUAACUCAGGCCUCGACCAGUCUACCAUCCAUGCCAUGUUUCCGGAUGCAGUCGCUGCUAUUCAGCAACAGAAGGCGGAAUAUGCCCAACAGACUGGCAACCUCCCACCGUCGAACCGGAACAGCACAGUUGGUGACCGCACCUCUCUGAUAGCCCCAACAAUUGCAGCUCCCCGGGAGAACAAGUCGGAUGCCUUGAGCUGGCGCCAAGGCCCGGAUUCUCAUCAACCUCCCAUCUCGCGACCAAAAUCUUCUUCUGGUGGUCAAGCGCAGCCCGGCCAGGCCCCCAUGGGUCAAUUCAGCCAACCGCCUCUAUCCGCAGGUCUGCGUUCCCCAAGACCGCCCAUGGGUCCACCGUCUGCUGGUAUCCAAAGCACCACUCUAACCGCCCCAGACCACCUCUCCAGUGACCACCCAGUUCUCUCACCCUAUAAUGUAGGCAACCAGAGUUGGGCUUCGAUGAGUAAUACUCCAAUGGUUCCAAACUUUGGUCAGAAUGCAGCUCAUAGCGAUAUGGUGGCCAACGCGACUGCAAUGAAGCUGGCCGCUUUGUCAACCGUCAACAACCGCAUUGCAUUGGACGAUGUCAAGAAAUAUCGCCGGGCUAGAUCUAAUGAACCUCAAGCACAUGCUCAGCCUCCGUUGACACCUGGUCUGACUGCAUCUGGCAUCCCCGGCAUCAAUACAAUCAUGGUUAAUGACCACGGACAGAUCCUAAAUGUGCAACAGGUGGCAGCUAUUCAGGCGCACCAGAUUGCCGCUGCUCAAGGACGGCGAUCUCGUCCAAACUCUCCUGGACUGCCAUUGCAAACACCACUAGGACAGACCAGUUUUGCAUCUCCGCAACAUAAUGGCUUUCUGGCGGCGUAUGAUGGCCAACCAUUGAUGAUGGGACCCGGAGUCGCAGGAUUCAUCCCCCCCGUGAUUGGGAGUGAGGGAUACCUUUCUGAUCAUUCUGACAUCAAUCGCGGGCGAUCUCCUCGCGGUCGUCGGGGGAGUAGCAAGCCUCCCGAGGAUCCAACUGACCCCAGCUUGCUCCAAGAUAUUCCGGCAUGGCUUCGAUCUCUUAGGUUGCACAAGUACACGGAUAAUCUAAAGGAUUUGAAGUGGGAAGAAUUGGUCGAGCUGGACGACAAAGGGUUGGAUGCAAGAGGAGUCAAUGCACUUGGCGCGCGUAACAAAAUGCUAAAGGUGUUUGAGCAAGUCAAGGAAGCUCGAGAAGGGGGCAAGUUGUGA